UAUAAAAUAUAAAUAAACAUAGAUCUUCGUGCAUAUAUAUAUGUUGGACUGCGGAGUUAUGAACCCGGAAAUGUAUGAAGAAACCAUGUCCGACGACAAUGAUCUUUUCCUCGUCGAACGCCUUCUGGGCAAUUCCGAUGUGUCGGAAAUGUUGUCGGCUAUGACGCAGCCUGGACCGGCAGGGGCUCAGGAUUGGCGGCGGUACGGAGGGGUGAGGCGGUGGCCGUGGGGGGAGUUCGCGGCGGAGAUUCGGGACCCGAGGAGGAAAGGCGGUGGCAGGGUGUGGCUGGGGACGUACGAGACGGCGGAGGACGCCGCGGUGGCUUAUGACCAAGCGGCUUUUCUCGAUUCUAUGGAGCAGCAUCUCCUCCACGGUUCCGACGUCGUAUCGGGACUACUAUUUCCGGUGCCUCCGUCUCCUCGCGAAAACCCUAGCUCAGGUGACGCGUGGGUGGAGAUAAUGUACCGAUCACCGCGCAGCAGCGCCGCCGGGAGGGCGAUCGCGAGGAGGUUGGGAAGAAGACGGCCGCGGGGCGAGAGGAGCGGCAGGCGGAAAGCUGGAAGCGCUACAGAGGCGUGCGGCGGAGGCCGUGGCCACGUUCGCGGCGGAGAUAAGGGAUCCGGCGAGAAAAGGCGCGAGGAUGUGGCUGGGGACCUACUGGCGGCCGGAGGAUGCGGCGGUGGCUUACGACCGCGCCGCCUUUAAGCUGCGCUGCUCAACUUCCCGCACCUGGUUGGCGCCAACAUGCCGGAGCCGGCUAGGGUUAAUCCGCGCCGGCGAUCGCUUUCAACGUCGGCCGGCAAUCCUGAAA
Ipomoea nil (Japanese morning glory) is the source of this 812-nucleotide messenger RNA. RefSeq names its product ethylene-responsive transcription factor 15-like. Gene Ontology annotation, molecular function: DNA binding; DNA-binding transcription factor activity. The transcript has a single exon. The coding region runs from base 41 to 706 and encodes 221 amino acids. Gene Ontology annotation, biological process: regulation of DNA-templated transcription; ethylene-activated signaling pathway. The record is from RefSeq and is a predicted model, not a curated record. NCBI's taxonomy places the organism in Eukaryota, Viridiplantae, Streptophyta, Magnoliopsida, Solanales, Convolvulaceae.